AUGAAUAUUAGAGGAGGGGGUAUCUCUUUGAAAAGAAGGAGAGUGAGUUCUAUUAUUAAGAAGGGGAAAGUGGAUAUACUCAUGAUUCAAGAAACAAAAAUUAAAUACUUUAAGGAUUUUAUUGCCAAGAGUUUUUUGAAUGGAUCAGAUAUUGGUUUUUCUUUUUCUAAUUCCAAUGGCGCGUCGGGUGGUUUGCUAACUCUUUGGAAGGCUGAAAAAUUGGAGGUUGUGAAUAGCUUUAAAGGAGAAGGGUUUCUAGGUAUCAAAGUUAAGUGGGAGAAUCUUUGGUAUUAUGUUAUAAAUGUCUACUCUUCUUGUGAUUUGGAUAAGAAGAAAAUGUUGUGGGACAAUUUGUUGAGAUUGAAUGAGAUCUUCAAGGACGGUGAGUGGAUUAUCGGAGGGGAUUUCAACGCCAUUAAAAAUGAUAAAGAAAGGAGGGGGAGGGCGUCCGUAAUUAAUCAAAAUGAAGCGAGACUUUUUGCAGAAUUCAUUCACAACUCUUCCUUGGUGGAUAUUCCGUGUAAGGGAAAGAAGUUCACAUGGUAUAGUGGUGAUGAAUGGAAUAAUUUGGAGGUGGGAGGGAGAGGGGAUUUUGUCUUGAAAGAGAAGUUGAAACUUCUUAAAGCCAAAUUAAAGUGGUGGAAUGUAGAGGUGUUUGGGAGUUAUGAUAUGAGAGUGGAAGAAGAUGUGAGGAAUAUAAACAUUUAUGAUGAGAUAUUGGAGUCGCGUGAUGAGGAAGUGAUCAAGGAUGUGACUAGUAAAAGGAGGGAUGCUUCUAGUAGAUUUUGGAGGGAUUUGCAAAUUAAAGAGGACAUGCUUCUUCAAAAAUCUAGGUUGAAGUGGUUAAAGGAGGGAGAUUCUAAUAGUGGUUUUUUCCACAAGGUUAUUGAGGAACGAAGGAGGAUUAAUCACAUUGGUCCAAUUCUUUCUUCGAGAGGUAUGUAA
Molecule: messenger RNA, 945 nt
Organism: Vicia villosa (hairy vetch)
Lineage: Eukaryota; Viridiplantae; Streptophyta; Magnoliopsida; Fabales; Fabaceae
Exons: 2
Coding region: 1-945 (314 amino acids)
Biological process (GO): base-excision repair
Cellular component (GO): nucleus
Molecular function (GO): phosphoric diester hydrolase activity; DNA-(apurinic or apyrimidinic site) endonuclease activity; double-stranded DNA 3'-5' DNA exonuclease activity
Source: RefSeq, a predicted model, not a curated record